CUGAUGAAGACAAAUAUGACGACCGCAACGCUUUUGGUAGUCCUAUGCUGUUUCCAUGUUGCUUCAGGAGUGACCCACACUAUGCAACAUUUCUAUACUGCCACGUCUGGCAUCCCAAACUUUCCAGAGUUUAUAAUUGUUAGUGUUGUGGAUGGCCAACAGACUGUCUCCUAUGACAGCAUCACAAAGAGACUAGUCCCAAAAGCAAAGUGGAUGGCUGCUGCAGUAGACUCUGAUUACUGGAACCAGGAAACUGAAAAAGCUGUUGGAACUGAGGCAUCAUUUAAAAACAACGUAGUUGUUGCCAAAUCCCGCUUCAACCAGACUGAAGGUGUGCACACGUACCAGAACAUGUAUGGCUGUCAGUGGGAUGAUGAGAGUCAAGCUGUGGAUGGAUAUGAUCAGUAUGGUUAUGAUGGAGAAGACUUUAUCUCACUGGAUCUGAAGGACCUGAGAUACGUCGCGCCAAAUCAACAGGCUGUCAUCACAAAAAACAACUGGGACAAUGACAGGGCUAAGCUUGAGUAUUUAAAGCAGUACUACACCCAGACCUGCAUUGAGUGGCUGAAGAAGUAUCUGCAGUUUGGGAGCAGCACUCUGGGGAGGACAGUCUCCCCUGAGGUCACCCUCCUCCAAAAGGACUCAAGAGUGGUGUGCCACUCAACAGGUUUCUAUCCUGACGGAGUGAUGAUCACGUUGAAGAGGGAUGGAGUGGACAUGCAUGAGGACGUGGAUAUGGGGGAGACGCUGCCCAAUGAGGAUGGAACCUUCCAGAAGAGAGCUGAGCUUACAGUGUCACUUGAGGGGAGGAAGAAGGGAGAGUUCACCUGUGAGGUGGCCCACAAGAGCGGGAAGCCCAUUGUUAAGAUCUUGAUUGUGGAAGAGGGCAUUAACCUUGUUGGCAUCAUCAUUGGCUGUGUCAUCGCUGCUCUUGUCUUGAUUGGUGUGGUUGUUGCCAUUGUCAUGAUGAAGAAGAAAGGCUACAAGAAGGCAGGGCAGUCCGAUAGCGAUUCUGAUACCUCUGACCCCAAGGUACGGUUCAUACUUCAGUUUAGACCAGGGGUUCUCAAACUUUUGCAAGCCUGUGCUUCCCAAAUCGACAGUAAUGAUUUUGGAUGAUCUGUUGUGAGUGUAUGUGUUGGUGUUGUGCUUCUGUGAAUGAAUGAAUGUGAUAAGAAUGUGAUAUGAAUCAAUAUUAUAAUAAAGGCAAGAGGCUAUUGCUCAGUAGGCUAACUAUCAUAACUCAGUUUUCAUUGGCCAGGCUGAAGACAAAGGUGUCUGUGAUUUGUUGGUGCAACUGUAAUCCAGGUCUCUUGCAUUUUGUGAGUAAGAGGUCCGUGGCCCCACGCCCCACUUGCAAGGCCUCCCAGUUUGAGAACCACUGGUUUAGACCAUUUAGUCUUAUAUGUUCUGACUCAGUUUUCUAAAAACAAGCAGAUAUGAGUGUUUGUGUUCCCUCUGUGUCAUCAGUUGUGCACUGAGGGUCAUCAUUUUGUACUGAUUAAGUUUGUUAGUCUGAUAUCUAUUGUCAAUUGUCUCCAGGGAGGAGCUAAGCAGGUUGACUGCUGAGCAUGAAGAAGGAGGAACGACGAAGAAUCAUGCUUUCAACAGAUUGAUUUUUUCUCUGAAUAUGCAACAUCUUACAUCGUGUGAUUUAUCCAUAACAUUCAGAUUUCAGCUUUAUUUAGUUUAUUCCAGUGUUCAGCAAUAACUCAUCCUUUGCAAAUCUGCUGUAUAGAUUGUAGAACAUGUUUAGUGGCUGUUAAAAUCUGUUCCAAUGUACAAAAUCUGGAAAGAUUCUUCUACCACAAAUCAAAUAAUAAAUAUCACAUCUAGCAUCUUAGUGGAGCCACUGAUUGGAAUAUAAUGAUAAAUGGUAUUGUGCUUUCUUUAAUUUUAUUGUGUUGGUUUGCAGUUGUAACCUCUUUAGUUGGUGGUGGGAAGUGGGCAAUUAUUGAUACUUUAGGAAGGAAAAGUGAUCCACCAUGCAAAAAUAUAGUAUUGUUAGUACUAAAGUAUAUAGUAAGUAUUUUUUAUUUUCCUUUGAGCAGCUUAAUAUUAGUCAAUAAACAGAUCAUUACAAAUAAGACUAAAUUCAUAGAAAAGGUUAAUAAAUGAAAAAUUGUGUACAAAGUUGAAGUGGUGGACACUGUAAUUAAAUGUAAUGGACUGUUCGAAAAUAAAUAAAGUACCAAAUUGGAA
Messenger RNA from Clupea harengus (Atlantic herring), 2202 nucleotides. Its product is annotated as major histocompatibility complex class I-related gene protein-like. Bases 4 to 1119 code for a protein of 371 amino acids. The record is from RefSeq and is a predicted model, not a curated record. The transcript has 7 exons. Gene Ontology annotation, cellular component: external side of plasma membrane. Gene Ontology annotation, biological process: immune response. NCBI's taxonomy places the organism in Eukaryota, Metazoa, Chordata, Actinopteri, Clupeiformes, Clupeidae.